Bolinopsis microptera is the source of this 975-nucleotide messenger RNA. RefSeq lists its product as uncharacterized. The coding region runs from base 3 to 749 and encodes 248 amino acids. The record is from RefSeq and is a predicted model, not a curated record. Lineage: Eukaryota; Metazoa; Ctenophora; Tentaculata; Lobata; Bolinopsidae. The transcript is spliced from 4 exons.
GUAUGACGAUAGUGCAGAUAAUCACCGUACUGACCACCAUCCUGACAAUAUCAGCAGCCUCAAAACCAGUUGGUACGCUCACUAGAUAUAGAAAAGGGGAUAGAAAAUCUUGCACGAGGGAUGACCCAUGUCUGAGUGAAUGCUUUGACAUCUUCACCAUCACAUUUGAUAAGCCUGCAUUUAUAACAGCGUUGGGCAUAACGCCUGGGCUAGUGGAGACAACAGGCAAGGCGGGGAAUCUCUGCUACUUCAAUCCAACUGUAACAUACAAAGAAAUGAAGCAGGAUCUAGUAUCAAGAAUUAGGAUAAAACGAGAUGGUGUUGAAUCGAUUGACAAACCUGCUGACAAAAUUGAGCUAGAAUCGAAAUGUGAGAAUAGUGUUAAAUGUGUCUUCACAGUGGAGAUGUAUGAUGUUGCACAAUGGUCACAAUUAGUGCAACAAGAACUGUGUGAGCCAGGAAAGCGGGUACAUGAUCUCAGCUGUGUAUUAUGUCCCUCCGGUACCUUCUCUAACCAGUACCAGGCAGCAGAGUGUACUGAAUGUCCAGGUGGCAGCAAUUCUCUGGAGGGAGCCACUGAAUGCACCAACGCAACAAACAAAUGUGCCAACAACAAAGAACAGCGACAAACCACAGGGAACUCAGAAAAUACUCGUCUACUUGAGAGAAGAGACCCUUAUAGAGACCCUUAUAGAGACCUUAAUAGAGUCCUUAUAAAGAACAUUGAUUUUGAACAUAAAACAUUUUAACUUAAAUCUAUUUUUAGGACAUGAAGACUCUUUUAGGGAACAUUUUUUAAUCACUCUUUGAGGAAACUUUUGAGCAGUUCCUUUGAACUGCUUUUCAGAUGUUUACAUCUUCUCAUUUGGAAGUAAAGAACAAAUAUCUGAAAUUAAAGUUUUGAUAAUUUUGCAUUUUAGGUACUUUAGAGAGACUACAUUUUGUUUUGUGUUGACUGAUCUUCAAAACUUUUUA